This is a messenger RNA of Nerophis ophidion (straightnose pipefish), 879 nucleotides long. RefSeq lists its product as uncharacterized. Lineage: Eukaryota; Metazoa; Chordata; Actinopteri; Syngnathiformes; Syngnathidae. Bases 1 to 879 code for a protein of 292 amino acids. The record is from RefSeq and is a predicted model, not a curated record. The transcript is spliced from 7 exons.
AUGGGGGAGAACUCCCAGUUUGAUCUGGACAGCGUGGUUGAACAGGGCUUUGGAAGCUAUGGCCGUGAUUAUGAGAGUCUUAGAGACAGACUCGAACGUGGGGCGACACAGAGGACUUUGAAGUCAUGCACAAAGAGGCGGAACAAAACGUCAGUUUUCAUCGGAAAUAUUCGACAACCGCUGGACGAGGACACAAUGGCAGUGGCUAAGACGAAACCUGGAACCCUCAAGUUGCUGGCACAGCCACUCUACCAACCGAGCUAUACCGCCCAUACCAUAUCAUACAUACCGAGGAGGCGGAACAAAACGUCAGUUUUCAUCGGAAAUAUUCGACAACCGCUGGACGAGGACACAAUGGCAGUGGCUAAGACGGAACCUGGAACCCUCAAGUUGCUGGCACAGCCACUCUACCAACCGAGCUAUACCGCCCAUACCAUAUCAUACAUACCGAGGAGGCGGAACAAAACGUCAGUUUUCAUCCAAAAUAUUAGACAACCGCUGGAUGAGGACACAAUGGCAGUGGCGAGGACGGAACCUGGAACCCUCAAGUUGCUCUACCAACCGAGAUAUACCGCCCAUACCAUAUCAUUCAUACCGAGGAGGCGGAACAAAACGUCAAUUUUCAUCCAAAAUAUUAGACAACUGCUGGACGAGGACACAAUGGCAGUGGCUAGGACGGAACCUGGAACCCUCAAAUUGUGGGACUUUGCUGGGCGCGUUUUGGACUUCUGGGGCAUCCCGGCCGGUGGCGGGACUUGCGGGCUGUCAGUGGGCCUUGUGGGACUGGAACCUGGGCGCGUUUUGGACUUCCGGGGCAUCCUGGCCGGCGGCGGGACUUGCGGGCUGUCGGUGGGCCUUGUGGGACUGGAACUUGGAUAG